Messenger RNA from Lynx canadensis (Canada lynx), 5968 nucleotides. It is a transcript of the gene HLCS, whose product is annotated as holocarboxylase synthetase. Gene Ontology annotation, cellular component: cytoplasm. The coding region runs from base 75 to 2777 and encodes 900 amino acids. The transcript has 12 exons. Lineage: Eukaryota; Metazoa; Chordata; Mammalia; Carnivora; Felidae. Gene Ontology annotation, biological process: protein modification process. The record is from RefSeq and is a predicted model, not a curated record. Gene Ontology annotation, molecular function: biotin--[biotin carboxyl-carrier protein] ligase activity.
GGCCCUGAGGGAGGGGCGGGCCGGUGGUGCGAGAGUCCCGGGCCCGCGCCCCGCCGCCGGCCGGCCGGUCGGUCAUGCUCAUCACGCUGUGCUACCUGUACCUGUGGGCGCGCUGGGGGCGCCGGCCGGCCGCGCUCGUGCGCGCCACGGUGCAGCGGCUGCGCGCCUCGCGCUGCUCCUUCACCUUUUGCGGCGCGGCCGUACAGCCCAGGGGCGCUCGCGUGUGCUUGAGCCGCGGCGGCCGCGUCUUCUGCGUCGGCGAGAGCGAGUUUCCAAUCUGGACUCAUUUACUUAAAAUAGAUCCCUUUAGAUUAAGGAUUUUGGACAUUCAAAAAUAUCGAGAUUCCAUUGAUGACUUGAACAAAUGGGCCCUGUUUCUUGUUUCUCCUUUUAUACUCGAGGCAGAACACAUAGCAUUUGUGACUGAGAGCAUCUGGGUGCAAGGUGAGACUUUACAGAGACCAUCUUCCUCUUCAGAAAGUAUCGUGAAGUGGUCCGACUGUUGUUUGCCAUUAGCUUGCAGACCUGGGGAUCCUUACCAAUUAAUCGCUGAAGCAAGUGUGGACAACUUCAGCAAGCUGGGGGUGGCGUUCAUGGAAGAUAGACUCCAGAUGGCUGAUGGACUGGUACCCCAAAAGAUCGUUUCAGUGCACUUGCAGGACUCCACUCUGAAGGCACUUAAGGAUCAGGCCUCAAACAAGCAAGCCCAGAUCCUACAGCAGAAUCCUGAACCUUCCGUUGAGAGUAAGCCUGAGCCAGACGUUAUGGAGCACGUUGGUGGAGAUGACCUCAAGGUCCUUGGUGCACAACCCACAGAAGGGAAAGAUGGUACCUCUGGCCGCGAGCCUGCUGGGGAGGGUGACGUAGGAGUGGGCUCCAUCGAGCACUGUCACCUCCAUCUGUCUAGUUGCCAUGAGUGUUUGGAGCUUGAGAAUAGCACCAUUGAAUCUGUCAAGUUUGCAUCUGCGGAGAAAAUUCCAGAUCUCCCGUAUGAUCACAAUGGCACUUUGGAGGAUGUUGCUGAUGACAUCUGCCUGGAGAGAGAAGGGAGGAAAGUCAACAUCACGGGGAGGGCACCCAAUAUCCUCUUCUACACGGGUUCUGCUUCCCAGGAAUCCCUGGGCAGGUUCCAGGAGGUCCGGUCCGUUCUGGCUGACUGUGUGGACACCGAGAGCUAUACACUGUACCCCCUGUCAAGGGAAAGUGCUCUCAGAGACCCGUGGUCGGACAACUGUCUGUUGUUGGUCAUUGCCACCAGGGAGGCGAUUCCUGAAGACCUUUCCCAGAAAUUCAUGGCCUACCUUUCUCAGGGGGGGAAAGUGUUGGGCCUGUGUUCGCCCUUCACGCUUGCUGGCUUUCAGGUGACGAGCAAGAGUGUGCUGCGGGAGACAGUCCAGAACUUGGUUUUCUCCAAGGCUGACCAGACCCACGUGAAGCUCAGUGUCCUGAGCAGUGGCUAUGUUUAUGAGGAGGGCCCUGGGGGACAGCUCAGCCUGGGCAAGCUCCAGGGUCACCUGGAGAAUGAGGACAAGGACAGGCUGAUAGUGCAAGUGCCUUUUGGACCACGUGGAGGAGAAGCUGUUCUUUGCCAGGCGCACUUAGAACUACCUCCCAGCUCUUCAGUGGUGCAAGCCCAGGAAGAUUUUGAUCUGCUCAAAUCAAGCAAUACGAGAAGAUACGAAGUCCUUAGGGAGAUCCUGACAACGCUCGGCCUGAACUGUGACCUAAAACGAGCUCCUGCCUUAACGCCUCUGUACUUACUGCCUGCUGCUGAGGAAAUCUGGGAUCCUCUUAUGCAGUGGCUGGGGAAGCAUGUGGAUCCUGAAGGAGUAAUCAAGUCCAGCAAGCUCUCCCUUAAGUUUCUUUCAUCCUACACGUCCAACAUAGAAAUCACCCCAUCUGCUCUACCCGUGGUGACUGAUGUGGAGUCCUUCUUAUCAGAGAAUUUUAACUUAGAGAUCUACCGACAAAAUCUGCAGACAAAGCGACUUGGAAAAGUAAUUCUGUUUGCCGAAGUGACGCCCACCACGAUGAACCUUCUGGACGGGUUGAUGUUUGAGAUCCCGCAGGAAAUGGGGUUAAUAGCCAUCGCAGUCCGCCAAACACAGGGCAAAGGGCGGGGAUCGAAUGCUUGGCUGAGCCCCAUGGGAUGCGCCGUGUCCACCCUGCUCGUCUCCAUCCCGCUGAGGUCCCAGCUGGGACAGAGGAUCCCAUUUGUCCAGCAUCUGAUGUCCCUGGCCGUUGUGGAGGCGGUAAGGUCCAUUCCUGAGUACCAGGAUAUCAACUUACGAGUGAAGUGGCCCAAUGAUAUUUAUUACAGUGACUUCAUGAAGCUUGGUGGAGUUCUGGUUAACUCAACGCUUUUGGGAGAAACAUUUUAUAUACUUAUUGGCUGUGGAUUUAACGUGAGUAACAGUAACCCCACCAUAUGCAUCAAUGAUCUCGUCACAGAAUACAAUAAGCAACACAGGGCAGAGCUGAAGCCCUUCAGGACCGAUGAUCUCAUCGCCAGAACUGUGACCGUGCUGGAGAAACUGAUCGACACGUUUCAGGACAAAGGGCCCAAUGGCAUUCUUCCCCUUUAUUAUAAGUAUUGGGUACACAGUGGCCAGCGGGUCCGCCUGGGAGGCCUCGAGGGCCCGGAGGUGUGGAUAGUCGGCCUGGAUGACUCUGGGUUCCUUCAGGUUCAGCAGGAGGACGGUGAGAUCGUGACGGUGCAUCCAGACGGCAACUCCUUCGACAUGCUAAGAAACCUCAUCAUCCCCAAACAGCAGUAGCCCGAGCCUGGGGUCACUGUCCUGGCCGCUGGGCAGUGGGAGGGCGGGCAGAGCCACUGCAUCGAACAUUCCGGUUCAAUUUCUGCUGCCUUUCCUAGCCCGAGGAGCUGGAAAACGGAUUUAGAGUUGUAGGCGGAUUUUUUUUCUCCCUCCAAUUAACCUCCUUAAUUCCUUAAUUUUGUUCUGUCUGUUGCCAUUUGACUUGGUGUCAGAAGAUGUUCUGGGGGGUAGCAGAAGAUCUAGUUCAGAUAAAGCACUACCACAGGUGUGAUAUCUUUCUCCCCUCUUGGGCUUGGAUGUAUGUUUAUUGGCCCAGAAGAAAAACACAAAAAACACAAAAGUUUUUAUUUGGAAACAGCAGUGGAAUAAUUCAGAUGUUUCCCCAGUAGCAGAGACCUUCACUCCCAGACUAUUAAAAAAAUAAAUCAAAAAAAGCUUCCAGGCCCAGACCAGCAACGAGGUAGAGGGUUGGUAACACUGUUUACGAGCAUCCAGGGAGGUGUUUUGCUAGAGGAACACUGGGAGUUCGUUGUUUUAUUUAUUUAUUUUUUGUCCAUAAGGAAAGAGAAGGUAGAUUUCUGAGGGCUACUCUGGACCCACUGGUUUGUGGUCCAGUCACAGUGCCUAAGUGGCUGCAGAGAUGGGUGUCACUGGCAGGCUGCAGUGACCUUGGAGAGGAAAUCAGUUGCUUGCUUGGACAUUAAUGUAUGAGCCCUCUUUUCAUAAAUUUGAAUUUACUGCAUAUCCUGAAGUGAUGGGAUCAAGUUCAAGAGCCUUAAAGUGUUGAUUAGGCCGCGUGUGAAUGUGGGGUGGAUGACGGGGCCCUAACAGCUGGAGACGAAGACGCAUUCAUACCACACACAAGGGAGGCUUUGGGGCUUUUAAGCCAGUUGUAGGUUCACUUUGAAAUGUGGUGCAUUCCUGAAAGGUGCACAGAGAACAGAAGUACAUGGCGUUUUAUUUGUAAGCCGUAAUUUUUACCCCUCUUUUCCUAAAUUGCUAAGAAAGGAAAUACAACUGAUACUGAGCGCCCAUCAUCUAAGAGGGAGGGAGGGAGGGAGGGGGUGUGUGUGUGUGUGUGUGUGUACGCACGCGCACGUGCGUGUGUGAGAAGCUUUAAAAGAAGAUGUUCAAGAUCUGAUGCCCUAAAAGUCUCCAUGGAAGAACAAAAGAAAGGAAACCUUUUGAUAUACAUUUGUGAUUUCCAGAUGUACUCCAUGCUCUUUCCAUGUAACUCCUAUCUCUGUUGAACUUGUGAAUCACACGCAUUACUUUUCAGCCUUAAAAGGCCAGUUUUUGUCCACUUUUCUCUCUUCCUGCCAGUCCCAACUGAAAUUAGUGGAAAGAAAACUUGAUGGAGCUCUCAGCAUUGAACAGAAUCCCUUUAUUAUACACUAGCACUAUCUUUAUCCAGCUUUACUUAGGCUAAUUCCAAAAACCUGCGGUUUUCAGUAUAAAAUGUGUCCACCUUUAGCCAGGCACAGCCAGCACCAUAGGAAGGGGGGAAAAAUAGCAUGUUUAGUUAAGUACAACAACCCAAUGUGUGUUUUUGGAACUGUAACUUUUAAAAGAACUUCAGAAGUAACUUUUGCAAAUAAGGCUUCAAUUAGAAUUUUGUCAAAAAAAAAAAAAAAUGCUUCUCUCCUAAGUGUCUAAGUCUUCUUUUGGAAUUAGUGACAGGUUUAAAUAAAAGUCCACACCGCCCCAAAAUCACCAGAUGAACUCACCCUUGAGAGGGCAUCUGCAAAAUAUCAUCAAGAGGAAAGAUCUCCCCGCUGAUGCUGCGAGUUUCAUUUCUCAAACUUUGUAAUAUAAGGCAAGUCCUCUCUCAGAGCUGCCAUUGUUACUGUUUGAAUUUCUUUGGGGGGUUCUUUAAUGAAAAACAUGCUACGUUUUGUUUUUAGCUGAAGUCCUAUUCUAGAUAGUUCUGCUUUGGGGGGAAAAAUGUUAUCAUUUCAUUUCCUUUCUGUAAAUUAAAACUAAUGAAGUGUGGCCAUGUCAGCGCAGAUGGAGAUGUUCCGGGCAUAGACCACUUUGCCUCUGUGCUUUUAAGACUGUUCCUUCUCGUGUCGUCACCCAGUCGCCUUGAGGGACACGAAGUAGACUUGAAGCAGAUGCUACGUUUUCCGUAAACCCGAUUUUGCCUCAGAUGAACCAAAGACUUUUGAAAUUCUGCUUCAUAUAGAAGAGCUGAAUAAAAGCAUUUUACUUGUAGCUAUUAGCGUUAGGGAAAUUAUUUACUUGCUACGCGACACUCAUGGAUUUGAGGUCGUUUUGUGCACCUGACGAUCUCUGAUCUCAAGGAGCUUUAAAGUCUUAACGGAAACUUUGCAUUUUCUUCAUAAUCUUGAAAACAUGGUAACUGAACUCAGGAUUGGCGUGGGCUUUCCGGGCGUUUGAUUGGCCCCCGCGUGUGGAGGCUGCACAUUGAUUGGCCCCCGCGUGUGGAGGCUGCGCAUUGAUUGGCCCCCGCGUGUGGAGGCUGCUCAUUGAUUGGCCCCCACGUGUAGAGGCUGCGCAUUGAGCAUGUUACCUGGUUUUGUGAAAGACCAGACCGCCUCUCUUCCGGGCUGGUGGCAGAUUUCCGAGGAAGCCGUGGAAAAGCACCCCCGAAUGUGCACAAGGAAGUUUUCCCUAGGACUCGUGGCCCCCGCCGAAGCAGCACCCCUUGAUGUUGGGCCUCCUGGCAGCAUUCAGGGGGUGCGGGCAAAAAGUCCAAGGAUUCGUGUCUGGUCUCAAACACUCCGUGGGGGUCGCUACCGCAGACUUGGCCCGAUGUGGGAAUGAGUGGGCCGAUGAGGGGUGUGUGAUGGGUGGGUGCACAGGCCCAGGUGAGGGUAGUAUGCAGCCUCCAGUCCCCGAGUCCCCCACGUACACCCACGGGGCUGGCCUCUGUGGUUCCCCCUGCCCUUGACCUGGGAAGCGGGAGACAAGCCAGCCUCACCCAGCAGUUUCAGGAUGUAGCAGGGAGACAUUUUCAGCUUGCAUUCUGGAAGCUCUGUUUGCUCCUAACGGGCAGAAAAUGGAGAAUCCUUAUUCCUGCAUAAUUACUAUGCACAUCAAAAAUGUUUAAAAGCGUACACCUUCCCAUUUUUACCUUUUCAAAGAAUCAUCUCUGAAAAGUAAUUACUUUAAACCAAUGCCUAUAAAAAUCGAGUCUUACCAAAAUAAACUUUCAGGUUUUCUGUACA